Molecule: messenger RNA, 2196 nt
Organism: Rattus rattus (black rat)
Lineage: Eukaryota; Metazoa; Chordata; Mammalia; Rodentia; Muridae
Gene: Dpep1
Product: dipeptidase 1
Exons: 10
Coding region: 149-1381 (410 amino acids)
Biological process (GO): proteolysis
Molecular function (GO): metallodipeptidase activity
Source: RefSeq, a predicted model, not a curated record
UUAAUUACCUGGACCAAAGGCCUCUCUCCUUUCUCCUGAUAGCCAUAGCAGCUCUAUCUGGCCAUUAGACCUUUUUUUUUCCCCUGUACACAGGCCACCACGGAGGUGUCAAGGCAGCUGUGGAAGCAGAUCCCUGAGGAACCUUGAAAUGUUGAUCAUCUGGUGGUUCUGGUCUCUGCUGGCCAUCUGUGCUUCUGACUCCUUCCGGAACCAGGCGGAGAACAUCAUGAGAACCACACCGGUCAUUGACGGGCACAACGACUUGCCUUGGCAAAUGCUCACUCUGUUCAACAAUCAGCUCCGGAAAUCAGAGGCCAACCUGAGCGCGCUAGCGGAAACACACACCAACAUCCCCAAGCUGAGGGCUGGCUUCGUGGGAGGCCAGUUCUGGUCCGCAUACAUGCCUUGCGGCACCCAAAACAAAGAUGCCGUGAAAAGAAUAUUGGAACAGAUUGAUGUCAUACACCGCAUGUGCCAGCUCUAUCCUGAGACCUUCGAAUGUGUCACCAAUAGUUCAGACAUCCUACCGGCGUUUCGGAGGGGGAAAGUGGCCAGUCUGAUUGGCGUGGAAGGUGGCCACUUGAUUGACAGCAGCCUGGGUGUUCUUCGGACACUCUACCAUCUGGGCAUGCGGUACCUGACCCUUACCCACAACUGCAACACACCCUGGGCCGACAAUUGGCUAGUGGACAAAGGAGACGACGAGGCUGAGAGCCAAGGACUGUCGCCCUUUGGGAAGCUUGUGCUGAAUGAGAUGAACCGUCUGGGUGUCAUGAUUGACUUGUCCCACGUGUCUGUGGCCACCAUGAAGGACGCUUUGCAGCUAUCCAAGGCACCGGUAAUCUUCAGCCACUCCUCUGCCUACAGCGUGUGUCCACACAGGCGGAAUGUGCCUGACGAUGUGCUGCAGCUGGUGAAGAGCACAAACAGUUUGGUGAUGGUGAACUUCUAUAACCAGUUCGUGUCCUGCUCAGACAGCGCCACCUUGUCCCAAGUGGCUGACCACCUGGAUCACAUCAAGACGGUGGCAGGCGCAGGGGCUGUGGGCCUUGGAGGAGAUUAUGAUGGUGUUACCAACCUUCCUGUGGGACUGGAGGAUGUCUCUAAGUACCCAGACCUGAUAGCGGAGCUUCUCAGGAGGAACUGGACAGAGACCGAGGUCAGAGGGCUGCUGGCUGAAAACCUGCUUCGGGUCUUCUCUGCCGUGGAACUGGUAAGCAACAUCAUGCAAGUUCCUGAGGAAGAGACUAUCCCCGUGGAGAAGCUGGAUGGCUCCUGCAGGACAUUCUAUGGCCACUCAAGGGCCCCCAGCAUCCACUUGCAGAUAGGGGCCCUGUUGGCCUCUCUGGCUUCCCUGGUCUUCAGUCUGCAUCUUCUGUGACAUCCCAAGGACCAGAACCUCCUCCAGUGCUCUCCGAGCUCAGGAAGACUGAGCAGGCCUAGAGACCCUGCUGUCCAUGCCAAACCACGCCCUUUCCUGAAGAAGCAGUGGGCUUACCUGGGGACAGCUCAAGACACAGGCACGCAAUAAACACAAUGUCCUUUAAGUGCCAAGUAGGCAUCUCAGCCCUGGAAGGUUCGUCUGAGCAUGGAGAGAGCAGAUUUUGUGAGAACAGCUCUGGGUCAAAAGGACACGGGAGCACCUGAGUUCUUGGAGGGGAGGACUAGAAGGAACCCAGAGGUCUGCAGAGGGUCUCAUGUGAGCAGUGACUAGUUUGAAAUGUCAUGGUUCAUGUUCCAGUGGCUACCUUCCCCCCAUUGCUGUGCAUGUACCACAUGCACACAAUCCCCUCGCCCCUACACACAUGUACUUACGUGCACACAGCCACAAACGAAGACACUCAGAUGCACAUCUAUAUCACACACAGGCGCAUGCACUCUGCUGACACAUACCGUAGGAGAGUCACACAUAUCUACCUGGGUUCUGUAGUGCUGGGAAGGGACCCAGGUAAUCUGAAUUUGGUCUAGUCUUGGAAGGUAGGCUCCAGGUAGGAUGGGUGCCUGCACUCACAGGGGUAUCCCACACAGCUAACAGCAGGUUUUUCCAGAUUCACAAGGCAGAGGCUGUCUUCUGUGUGUUACCUAGCACGGUUGGCAGUGUGAAACAGGGUGCCAGGCCUUCCAGUGAGGACAUUCAAGGAUGAGUCUUGUGAAUAAACUUGUGAGGGACAGCGCGAAGCAGCUUCCCUGAAUGGC